AUGCGCACUGGGCCCGGGGCCGGGUGGGAGAGUUCUAGACUCGAUGUUUGUCAGCCCGCGUGCAGCUGGGCCUGCGCACUCCAGGGGAGGGUGUGUUUUUUUUUUUUCUAAACGAUUCUGCGUGCUUGGUUGUUCCUGCGCAGUAGCCCACCAGUGCCCCGUAGUGAAUGAGCUGCGGACCCUGAAUGGCCGCACAUGCGCACUGAUCCCCAAGAGGGCGGACAUGUAAAAGCAAUUGGACCGCUCGGGCGACGUAGCAUGCGCUUUGGCCCUCGGCGCAGAGCCGCGUGUGGACGGGUGGCGUUCGGGUAGCCGUUCUCCGCCUACCCCCUCUAUCCUCCUCCACCCUCCCUGCCCCACGUUGCUCUGGCUCAUAGCCCAGCUUCCUUCCUUUUAAACCAGGCAUCUGCUGAGUCGGGGACUGGCUUAGAUUGACAGGGCAUAAGGCGGGGCCCAGAGGCAACCCUCUAAGUGGGUGGGGCUAGAACCACUGUCGUCACGAUGGGUGGGAUUUCGGAAGCCCAUUGUGAGAAGGGGCGGGGCUAAGCCAACCGUUAGUUGAGGGGUGGGGUUUCGAUGGGACAAAGAGGCGGGGCCGCUGGGGAAUCGGGGAUGGGCGGAGCUAAAUAAACAAUGAGGGGCGUGGCUUGGAGGGGCAGGGGCAAAGCGAGGAGUGGGAUUUGAGUGGAUAACAUUGCUGAAGGGCUGGGACCUGGGGCAGUUCCCCUGGGAACUGGUUUAGGAUGGAAGCUAGGAAGGCAGUGGGGCCAAAAGGAAAUAUUUUAGAGGAAGGGGCGUGGCUGGAAGAAAAUGUCCCUCGGAUUGAGUUUUUCCUUGAGGCGAAAUAUUCUGAGGUGGAUGGGAGGGGCCUAAGGUCUUCCACUUUCGCCUUGGUGCCUGUCUUCGCCCACCUGAGCAUCCUCCAGAGCCUCGUCCCAGCGGCUGGUGCAGCCUCUCCUGUUGCCAUCAGUGCCCAGCACCUGUGCUACAGCCAUGUCACUCCUGGCGACCCUGGGGCUGGAGCUGGACAGGGCCCUGCUCCCAGCUAGCGGGCUGGGAUGGCUCGUAGACUAUGGGAAACUCCCCCCGGCCCCUGCCCCCCUGGCUCCCUAUGAGGUCCUUGGGGGAGCCCUGGAGGGCAGGCUUCCGGUGGGGGGAGAGCUCCUGGCAGGUGAUGGCUUCUCUGACUGGAUGACUGAGCGAGUUGAUUUCACAGCUCUCCUCCCUCUGGAGCCCCCCUUACCCCCAGGCACCCUCCCCCAACCUUCCCCAACCCCACCUGACCUGGAAGCUAUGGCCUCCCUCCUCAAGAAGGAGCUGGAACAGAUGGAAGACUUCUUCCUAGAUGCCCCGCUCCUCCCACCACCCUCCCCACCGCCACCACCACCACCACCACCACCACCACCAGCCCCCUCCCUCCCCCUGCCCCUCCCCUCCUUUGACCUCCCCCAGCCCCCUGUCUUGGAUACUCUGGACUUGCUGGCCAUCUACUGCCGCAACGAGGCCGGGCAGGGGGAGGUGGGGAUGCCACCUCUGCCCCCGCCACAGCAGCCCCCUCCUCCUUCUCCACCUCAACCUUCUCGCCUGGCCCCCUACCCACAUCCUGCCACCACCCGAGGGGACCGCAAGCAAAAGAAGAGAGACCAGAACAAGUCGGCGGCUCUGAGGUAUCGCCAGCGGAAGCGGGCAGAGGGUGAGGCCCUGGAGGGCGAGUGCCAGGGGCUGGAGGCACGGAAUCGCGAGCUGAGGGAACGGGCAGAGUCCGUGGAGCGUGAGAUCCAGUACGUCAAGGACCUGCUCAUCGAGGUGUACAAGGCCCGGAGCCAGAGGACCCGUAGCUGCUAGAAGGGCAGGGGUGUGGCUUCUGGGGGCUGGUCUUCAGCUCUGGCGCCUUCAUCUCCCUGCCUCCACCUUCAUUCCAAACCCCUCUCGGCCAGGCGCAGUGGCUUAUGCUUGUAAUCCCAGCACUUUGGGAGGCCAAGGCAGGAGGAUCGUUUGAGGCCAGGAGGUCAAUACCAGCCUGGGCAACAUAGUAAGACCCUGUCUCUAUUAAAAAAAAAAAAAUCAACCCUUCUUCCCCACAAAACCACCCAACUUCUCUCUACUUUUAUCUUUUCAUCCUCUGUCUCUGCUUUUAUCACCUCUCUUGCAUAUUUCUGGAUCUUCUUACCUCCUCUGUCGUUCAAAUCAUGAAAUGUUUGGCCUUAGUCAACGUCUAUGCCCGUCACGUAACAGCCGAGGCACCGAGGCCCACAGGGAAGCAGCUGGGAGCUUGGAAACCUGGUCUCUUGAAUUUCAAACCUGGUUUCUUGCAGGUGGUUGUCUGGGGUGGGUGGAGUGGCGACAGGAUAGAGCUGAAGGACUAUGCAAAUAAGGAAGUAAGUCAGGGCGGGCUUUGAGAAGGGGACUCAUAUCCUACAGGCAAAAAGCAGGCUAGGCGACCUUGGGACACUACGUUAAGGGAGGGAGGCUAAAGGCUGCCAGGUUUGCAGUGCGGGAAGAUGAGCAGGAGGGGCAGGGCAGGGCUGUAGUUGGUGACUGGGUGCUCAUUUUAGCUCUGAGAAAAAAAUCAGUGUUUUGUGAAGGUGUUGGAGAGGGGCUGUGUCUGGGUGAGGGAUGGCGGGGUACUGAUUUUUUUGGGAGGUUAUGAGCAAAAAUAAAACGAAACAUUUCCUCUGG
This is a messenger RNA of Pongo pygmaeus (Bornean orangutan), 2679 nucleotides long. RefSeq names its product activating transcription factor 5 (gene ATF5). NCBI's taxonomy places the organism in Eukaryota, Metazoa, Chordata, Mammalia, Primates, Hominidae. Gene Ontology annotation, biological process: regulation of transcription by RNA polymerase II. Gene Ontology annotation, molecular function: DNA-binding transcription activator activity, RNA polymerase II-specific; RNA polymerase II transcription regulatory region sequence-specific DNA binding. Bases 994 to 1845 code for a protein of 283 amino acids. The record is from RefSeq and is a predicted model, not a curated record. The transcript is spliced from 3 exons. Gene Ontology annotation, cellular component: nucleus.